Molecule: messenger RNA, 1731 nt
Organism: Malurus melanocephalus (red-backed fairy wren)
Lineage: Eukaryota; Metazoa; Chordata; Aves; Passeriformes; Maluridae
Gene: ZDHHC12
Product: zinc finger DHHC-type palmitoyltransferase 12
Exons: 5
Coding region: 50-835 (261 amino acids)
Biological process (GO): protein targeting to membrane; peptidyl-L-cysteine S-palmitoylation
Cellular component (GO): endoplasmic reticulum; Golgi apparatus
Molecular function (GO): protein-cysteine S-palmitoyltransferase activity
Source: RefSeq, a predicted model, not a curated record
UCCGGCGCUGCCCGGAGCCCUUCCGGGCCGGCGGAGCCCCGGGUGUGCCAUGGGCGCCGGCGGGCGCUGGGUGCGGGCGGCACACACAGCCCUCAGCGUGGCCGUGGCGCUCGGGCUUCUCCUGCACCGCACGGAUCUGCAAAAGCAGGUGGAUCGCGGGGAGCUGCUGCAGCCGCUGAUCUUCGUUUUGCUGGUUUUGUGCUCGGUUCUGCUGUACUUCAAGGUGUCUCUCAUGGAUCCGGGUUUUGUUAAGCCUGAAGAGGAAGGGAAGGAAGGUGAGGAUAAAGGACAAGGUGUGGUUAUCCCUCAGAUUCCAGGUGACAUUAAGCUGCGGCGCUGUGGUUACUGYUUGGUUAAGCAACCCAUGCGAGCCAAGCACUGCCAGCUGUGCCAGCACUGUGUGCGGCGCUAUGACCAUCACUGCCCCUGGCUUGAGAACUGUGUAGGAGAAAGGAAUCACCCCCUCUUCAUAGUCUACUUGAGUGUGCAGCUKGUGGUUCUGCUGUGGGGAGGCCAAGUUACUUGGUCAGGCCUCUACUUUGGACAAUCCUGGGAGUUGCUGAAGCACAACAUUUUUCUCCUUGUGUCCUUUCUCCUGAUACUCAUAUUCACCAUUGUGGUCCUGCUGCUGCUYGUUUCCCACCUGUACCUGAUCUCCUGCAACACCACGACCUGGGAGUUCAUGUCACACCACCGCAUCUCCUACCUGCGGCACUCYGAGCUGGAGAACCCCUUUGACCAAGGGAUAAUCCUCAAUCUCUGGAGAUUCUUCUGUUCACGCCAACUCACUGCAUGGGAGAAAAUCUAUUUUCACAGGAACAGUGAGCCUGUCUAGUCCCAGUGUGCCAACACACCUGGAGGCUGCUGGGUAAAGYUUUGCUAAUGCAAUGGGUGCUGUUCCUUUGCACUGAACUUUAACAUAUCAUGGACUAUGCACCCUGCUCCACAACCUGUUCAUCUGCAAAUUACAUUUCAGGGAUAGUCAGGGGUAUUUUUUAUAUACAAAUAACACUGUUAAAGGCAAAAAUCCWGUUCUGGGAAGGCCAAAGCCAGCAGGGCUGAUUUCCAGACUGAGCAAGUAUCUUUCUAAAUUUAUUUCCUUUUGUUAACUGCAUCCAGAUCUCUCUGGUAGAAAUGCAAGAUUAAUGUGAACAUUCGUGUUCACUUCUCCAAGGUCUCCCUCUCCUUUUGCUGCUAGGGAACUGCUGCAAUUACAAAUAAAACCAGCCAGGAUCAGUGUAAUUCCUGUGGCCUUUUUUCAGCCUAGUUCUGACUGUGAGWACUGGAGUGCCUUUUGUCAGUAGCAUCAGGCUCAUAAGAGGAAUAUUUGAGUAAAUAUUGAGAGAGUCAAUGCCACAUGCCUCAACGUAUUGCUUUCCACAAAGACUUGAGGCUUAAUACUGUGAUGUGCAUGAGAAAGACACCCAAUUAAUCUUAUGAGAUAAUUAGCCCAUASAUUGUGAUGCCCUGAGCAGCUUCCUCACAGCUUUUUUAAUUGAUGAUGCUGCUAACAAUUCACUAUUUUGAAUCAAGCCAGUGAAGAAUUAUACCAUUACCUUUCUUUGGACAGAAGAGUAAUCCUUGGCUACUGAGUUAUUUCUGCAGAUAACGUCAGGCUCAGGCCUUUGCUGUAGCUUGGGAGAGAAGCAGUAGCAGAGGUGGGUACCUCAUGCCUAACUCAAGUAACACUGUUGGUAAACCUACUACUACCUCAACUUACUAGUGACAUUU